Molecule: messenger RNA, 3509 nt
Organism: Klebsormidium nitens
Lineage: Eukaryota; Viridiplantae; Streptophyta; Klebsormidiophyceae; Klebsormidiales; Klebsormidiaceae
Source: the annotation of a GenBank genome assembly
GUCAGACAGGCACGUAUGCACAUGGCAGGUGCCAGGGAAGCCUUCAAGUUCGUGUGUACGUGCACCUACCUCGGUAGAUGUGCAUCAUCAGCACGCAUUUUGCCCUGGCAAAAGCAAGGCGAUGAAUCAGUUGUGGAUGUAGCUGGGAGAGGAUGGCGCUUGCUUUACCAACCAUUGGUGAUUGCAUAAUCCUAGUGCUGUCCAUUCAGCAGAUUGCGGAUGAAGCUCAGGUGAACAAGAACCUUUCACGUCAACUUGCUUGGCAUGCUGGCAUAGUCCGUGAUGUGCUGUCCGAAGCGCAAAAGAAGGCCACUGGUUCGCAGAUGGCUGCCAUUCCUCAACUGGCAACCCUUAAGGCCCUCCUCAAUGAUGCGCAAAGCCUCCUUUCAAAGUUUGUCAAAAGAAAGUGGUUGAGCAGAAUGUGGAAGAGGGCAGACGAUUUCCAGGCUUUCCAAAACAUCCAUCGACGGCUUGAUGCGAGCAUCCAGGCCUUGAUGCUAGAGCUGGUGCUCAAUGUCGCGGUCCCAACUUUUAGCAUAGAGGAAAUGGAUGCCAUUGAGGAGGCAGAUUUAGAGCAGGACAGUGUGACAGUCAAGCGGCUACAGGAAGAGGCCAAGAAGUCCCCCAGCCAGGAUGAAGGGACCGAAGCAAUGUUGGCACAGUGGUCGGAGGUCCUGAGCGCAAGGCAGAGCGCAUCGCACGCCAGGAACAUUUCUGUAGGAUUGAAGAGGGAGGAGCUGACAGUCGGACCUAGAAUCGGGUCAGGGGGGUUCGGCAUUGUUUAUGAGGGGCGAUGGAACGGCGCGCCGGUUGCUGUCAAGGAGCUGCCCUACGGUGUUGACCUCAACGAGGAUGAGAGGGACGCAUUCAGAAAAGAGGCCGCUUACCACACAGACCUCAGGCACCCCCACGUCGUCCAGGUCUUUGGCACGUGCACCGAUGACCAUCCGUUCUACAUUGUCAUGGAGCUCAUGAGCGGGGGCAGCCUGUCGAGCCUCAUUAAGCGGAGAAUGAGCGGGCAGGCGGCAGGGGUUGCAGAGAGCCUUUUCCCCGUCGAGGUGGCACGGAGCAUGAUGCUCCAGAUAGCCAGAGCCAUGGUCUUCCUCCACAGCAGGCAGAUCAUCCAUCGGGACUUGAAGGCGGCCAACAUUUUGGUGAGGGUUCUGGAUGAGCGCAGUGGGGCGUGCGAUGUCAAAGUUGCCGACUUUGGUCUGGCCACGCUGAAGACGGCGACUACUGUGCACAAAACAAGGGCUGGUACGGGCCGCUGGAUGGCGCCAGAAGUUGCUGACGACGGACCGUACUCAGGGAAGUCCGAUGUGUACAGCUUUGCAAUGACCUGCUUCGAGAUCUUAACGGGCAGCGUGCCUUUCAGCAGCCUGAAAACGGACAUCGCUGUCAUGAGGGCGGUGGACAGGGGGGAGCGGCCAGAGCUUCCUGAGAGCUGCCCUGCCGAGCUGCGGGCGCUCAUUGAGAGCUGUUGGCAAGAAGACCACAGAGCGCGGCCGGCGUUUGAAGAGGUUUGUGAAAGGCUUGAGGGGAUGGGGGCGCUGGGCGGGCUAGACGGGGGUGUAAGGAGGGAGAGCCGAGGACCCUCUCCUGUGACGGCACCGGGGGCUGGAACGGAGGCGGCAGAAACGGAGGUGGCAAGCCAAACCCUAGAUGAGAUCAAAGAGGGGGCCAAGGAAGAGGAGGAGCAGGUGCAAGCUCCGGAGUGGAGGUCAAAUGCCGACCUUGAAGGGGUUAGCCCUCAGGGGUCCCUGUCCGUGGCAGCCAGCACGCGGAGUGAAGCAGUGUCCCACACUCCCACGGAUAAGCAGGCGGUCGAACUUCGAGGUGACUCUGAACGGGGCGUAGGAAAGGGGGUGCCAAGGGGGACAGCGGCACUUUUGGAAGCGUCGGGUCAGGGUGCCGGGAGGGUUGGUCAGGCGCUCCCCCCCCCGGUAGCGCCAAAGGAAGUGGAUCAGGCAGUCGAAAGUGUAAGCGAGCCGGUGGCUGCGAGCCUAGACGAUGUCUAUCGGAGGGCCUACAGGGGGGAGCCGGGGGCGCAAUACGAGCUGGCGCUGUGCUAUUAUAUCCCACGGCUGGGUGCCCCUCUAAACUUGAGGCAGGCGGUUGAGUGGCUAGAGAAAGCGGCAAAUGGAGGGGUCGCAAAAGCUCGUGCGUUGCUUGCGAGCUGUUAUUCCGAUGGGUUUGGAGUUGCAAAGAAUCCAGAAAAGGCCGUCCAGUUGGCAUUGCUGGUUGAGGGGGAGCCCCUGGCAAAGUAUGUUCUGGGGGUGGCAUACCUGGUUGGGUGGGGGGGUGUUCCACGCGAUGACGCAAUGGCAGGGAAGCUGUUUGCUUCUGCUAAGAAGCUUCUGGAGGUUCUCGUACAAGACUCCAAGGCGCCAGAUCUGCCCUUAUUUCAGGCCCGCCUGGGAGACUGCUAUUCAUAUGGACGUGGGACGUCGACGGACUCCAAACAGGCCUUGGCUUUGUACCAGGAGGCAGCGGAGCAGGGGCAUGCAACAGCACAACUCGACGUCGGCGAUUGCUUAAGCGACCCUUUGCCAAUGGAGUUCCGGGACAAGCAUGGGACACGUGCAUACUGGUAUUGGAAAGCGGUAGAGCAAGGGCUUGCAGACGCCCAGUUCCAGCUAGCCCGACUUAUAGAGUGUGGGAACGGCACAGAAUGGCAGAAAGCAGAAGCUGUUCGGUUGUACUCUGCGGCGUUGGUAAAUUGGGACCAAAACGAACUUGCCAGGUGGUUCCAAGAAAACACCCGCGCUGGGCUUCUCGCCUGGAUCUUCCGUCAAGACACCCGUGCUUCUCUUGGGGUCGCUUCUCAACUUGGACACAUCAACGGGCCGUUACUACUUCGGAUGCUCAACCUGAGGGUCGUUAGCUUGGUUGACCUUUCAACUGACGUAGACAUGCUGGCAGCCACCCUAAAGCGGGGGCCCUUCCCAGCGCUGCAGACGCUGAACCUUAAAAACAACUGCAUAGGGUGGCGCGGCGCCAUGGAGCUGACAACCGCCAUAAACCGGGGCUUUCUUCCGGCGCUGUGUUUGCUUGACCUCUGCGGGACUCAGAUUGGGGUGCUUGGUGUCCACGCAUUGGCGGGUGCUCUUGAGCGGGGGUCCCUCCCGGCGCUGCAGUCGCUAGACCUACAGUGCAACAACAUGUUGGCGCGGGGGGCAAAGGCACUGGCAGGCGCCCUGGAGCGGGGGCCCUUCCCGGCGCUCCGACAGCUGCAGCUCGGUGGAAACGAGAUUGGGGAGCAGGGCGCCCGAGCGCUGGCGGCCGCCCUGGAGCGGGGGUCCUUCCCGGUGCUGCAGUCACUAUCCCUACGGGGCAACAAAAUUGGGUUGCAUGGGGCGCAGGCAAUGGCCCGCGCCCUUAAGUGUGGGUCUGUCCCGGCGCUGCAAGAGCUAAAUCUUUCGGAGAACGGGAUUGAGGAGCAGGGCGCCCGAGCACUGGUGGUCGCCUUGGGAACGGGAUAUCUAGCGCAGCCAUUGAUUGGCAGGUGA